AUGGAUCCAGGCCAUGGCCCUCCCUGCUCGUCCCUCCAUCCCCUCUACAACGGUGAAGACGAGGCCCUAGCACUCGCCUCCCCCACGAGCUCCAGGUAUGAGGUCCAAGACCCGCCUCAUCUGGAUCGGGCCACGGUGUCGCGCCACCACCACGUGAAACCGGCUGCCUCCUCCGCCAUUGACGACAUCCACACGGACGGCCGUGCACCACCAACACCACCACCUCUCCCCUCGACACUCGGCUACAUGGAGGUUAUCUCAUUCCUGAGGGGAACAGCGUUUGAGCGGCCGCUGCCAGAUUUGGUAUCGUUCCUUUACAAGAACAGGAUCAUGUACCUGGCCGUCACUAGGCUCCUCAUUGGAGCGAUCAAUUUUGCGACUGGAUCUAAUCCUCUCUCACCUUUAUUUCUCUGA
Aegilops tauschii subsp. strangulata is the source of this 414-nucleotide messenger RNA. Lineage: Eukaryota; Viridiplantae; Streptophyta; Magnoliopsida; Poales; Poaceae. The record is from RefSeq and is a predicted model, not a curated record.